Neltuma alba is the source of this 1773-nucleotide messenger RNA. Its product is annotated as GDP-mannose transporter GONST1. NCBI's taxonomy places the organism in Eukaryota, Viridiplantae, Streptophyta, Magnoliopsida, Fabales, Fabaceae. The record is from RefSeq and is a predicted model, not a curated record. The transcript is spliced from 8 exons. The coding region runs from base 518 to 1534 and encodes 338 amino acids.
AUGUCCCUUUCGAGUUCAAACCCGCGAAAGCAAACCUUCGCCAUUUGGUAAUAUUUAUAAUUUCAAACUGUGGAAGAUUCACAGUAAGGCUGGUUGCGUCAAUGAUACAAGUAGUUGAAAUUUCAGAAGCAAAGGAGGACUUUCCAUCUUCAAAUUUCAAAUCUACAAAUCCUCCUGUAGCUUCUUGCUGAUUCUGUUAGCGCCAACCUCCCUGAGUUCAUAUAUUGAAUUUCUUACUGUUCCUCCAUCUCAGAUUUCAUCCAAAUUUAGAAUUGUUUCAUUAUCAAUGGUUUUGUGAAGAGGGUGUGUGGGGUUCAAAAAUUUCCUUUUCAAGUUUCUCUGGUGUCAUCGAUCCUGAGCUCCCCAUCGUGAAUCCCGGGGGACCGAGUAGCGUGAAGCUUAUUCAUACUGUCUGUUACUUCACUCCUUCUUCAAAUUGCUCUUGAAGCCAUAGCCAGAUUCAAUUCCACUGUGAUUUAAUUUGCUUUUUCUUGGAUUACGCCCUUUCUGACAUGAAAUGAAACCUUCUAUUGGUGAUGAUUUUGACUUGGAAAAAGGGAAGUCGGAUAAGGAAAGAGAUAAAGUUCAGCGAAAUGCCAAGUCAGUUGGAGGCCACAAUCAAGCCCUCCUGUCUGGGUUUGCAUAUUGCCUGUCCUCCUGCAGCAUGAUAUUGGUCAACAAGUUCGUACUUUCUAGUUAUGAUUUUAAUGCUGGAAUAUCCUUGAUGUUAUACCAGAAUUUCAUUUCAGUAAUAGUAGUUUCUAUGUUAAGCCUUCUGGGCUUAAUAUCGACAGAGCCAUUAACAUGGAAAUUGAUCAAGGUGUGGCUGCCUGUGAACGUUAUAUUUGUCGGGAUGCUCAUUACUAGCAUGUUUAGUUUGAAAUACAUCAAUGUAGCUAUGGUGACAAUCCUGAAGAAUGUUACUAAUGUCAUGACAGCCCUUGGCGAGAUGUAUUUAUUCAGGAAGCAUCAUGACAGCAGGGUUUGGGCUGCUCUGUUUUUAAUGAUCAUUUCUGCAAUGUCUGGCGGGAUUACUGAUCUCUCUUUUCACGCAAUUGGUUAUGCUUGGCAGAUGGUUAACUGUUUCUUAACUGCGUCAUAUUCUCUGACACUGCGUAAGGUCAUGGAUACAGCAAAGGUAGUUACAAAAUCUGGAAACUUAAAUGAGUUUUCAAUGGUUUUGUUGAACAAUAGCCUUUCUUUGCCCUUGGGAUUCCUUAUGGUUUUGUUUUUCAACGAGGUGGAUUAUCUCUUAACAACGCCACUUCUGAGAUUGCCUAGCUUUUGGUUGGUGAUGACAUUAAGCGGAUUUUUGGGUCUAGCUAUCAGCUUCACUUCCAUGUGGUUUCUUCAUCAGACUAGUGCUACAACGUACAGCCUUGUAGGUUCACUGAAUAAAAUCCCCCUUUCAGUUGCUGGCAUCCUACUCUUUAAAGUUCCUACUAGUUUGGAGAACUCUGCUAGCAUCUUCUUUGGUCUUCUGGCAGGAGUAUUUUUUGCUAGAGCCAAAAUGAGGGAGAGAUAUCAACCUUGAAAUUCAAAAGUUAAACUAACUCUCAAACUUCUAAUUCUGUAAUUUUUGGUUGAUUUUUUUUUUUUUUAACUGAGAGAAUAGGAGUGAAAUAGGUUCUUGAGCAAGAUGUGGAAUUGCUGUCGCUGGGAUAAGAAAAAUGUUGUCACUAACUUUUUCCGGUUUGGUUCUGUAUCAUGUAACAGAUUAAAACGUUUGAUUUAAUAUGAAGGAUCUCACAGUAAUGGAAUUGAUGAAUAUUA